Phyllostomus hastatus (greater spear-nosed bat) is the source of this 822-nucleotide messenger RNA. RefSeq names its product C-C motif chemokine 8-like. Gene Ontology annotation, biological process: monocyte chemotaxis; positive regulation of ERK1 and ERK2 cascade; immune response. Gene Ontology annotation, cellular component: extracellular region. The record is from RefSeq and is a predicted model, not a curated record. NCBI's taxonomy places the organism in Eukaryota, Metazoa, Chordata, Mammalia, Chiroptera, Phyllostomidae. Gene Ontology annotation, molecular function: chemokine activity; CCR chemokine receptor binding. The coding region runs from base 73 to 372 and encodes 99 amino acids. The transcript is spliced from 3 exons.
CAGAGGCGCCUGAGCCGAUCCAGAAACCUCCAGCUCCACGCCGAAGUGCACAUCCGAACCGAACCCUCCAGCAUGAAGGUGUCCGCAUCCCUGCUGUGCCUGCUGCUCGCAGCCGCCACCCUCAGCACCCUGGUGCUCUCCCAGCCAGAUUCCGUUUCCAGCCCGGUCACUUGCUGCUUUCAGAUGUCCAGUAAGAAGAUCCGCAUCCAGAGUCUGAAGAACUACACCAGAGUCACCAACAUCCAGUGCCCCCACGAAGCUGUGAUCUUCCUGAGCAAAAAGAACAAGGAGAUCUGUGCUGACCCCAAGGAAAAGUGGGUCCAGGAUUCCGUGAAGUACCUGGACAGGAAGUCCCAAGCUCUGAAGCCUUGAACCCUCACACCUGCGUGGAGAGACCGCCAGCACCUGAGGACAAUCUUAUUUAUUUCCCUCAACCUUCCCCAGAGUGCAGAGUGCUAUUAUUUUAUUCGAAUGUACAAAAGUAGUGCUUUGGUGAAUAAUUUAAAGCACAAGCUUUCCUGUAUGAUAUUUAAUUAUAUUUAAGUUAUUGAUGUCUUGACUUUCUCUGCCACAAACCCUAACACAUGUAUAGUCUGGCGACGUGUGUUCUGUUCCGUGAGCUCCGCCGAGUUCAUGACGACGCACCUGUCUGCCCUGUCACGUGCCGUCAGUAUUGUGGAGUCCUCUGUGGGCCGUCAGAGUGAAGCUCUCUGUAUUUUUUUAGAAAAAUCAGUGCUUUUGUAAAUGUUCUGCAAUGUUCUUGAUGAAAUUAGUGUUAUUAGAAAGCUAUGGAAUUUUCAAAUAAAAACAUGUGUAAUUUUA